This is a messenger RNA of Funneliformis mosseae, 346 nucleotides long. The record is from the annotation of a GenBank genome assembly. NCBI's taxonomy places the organism in Eukaryota, Fungi, Glomeromycota, Glomeromycetes, Glomerales, Glomeraceae.
AUGCCUCAAUUUGGUCAUUUCAACGUUUUAUUCUACUAUCAUUCACUCUGGAGACGCACCAAAAAAAUUCAAUGAAAUUCAUGACAAUUGGACCGCCAGCCUGAAAUUUAUUAAAAAUGUCCCAGAGCCAAUUGUGAACUUACGGGUCAAUAACAAAGAGCACAAAGGUUAUAUGAUGCAGACGAAUGAAAUCUUGAACGGUACAUUAGGAAAGCAAGGCAAGAAAAAUGAGGAAGACGAGGAUGCAAUGCAGGAAAAUUUUAAUAUCGACUCUAAUCAAAUGCAUAGUGAUGAUGAAUUUACGGAACGAAGUCCAACACGCAAAAAUAAUCUAAAAGGAAACUAG